AGUUUUGCCUGUGGUCAAUGGUCGUCGCUUCAUUGGUCAAACCUUGAGAGCCCCGGUUCAGCAAUCGCAGUUCCACAAGGCGGCGAUGGACGGCGGCGGGGUCGAUACGGCCACGACGGCGGCCUGGAUGGAGAAGCACCGGCACAUGUACGAGCGGGCCACCCGGCACCCGUUCACCGUCUCCAUCCGCGACGGUACCGUCGACAUGUCUGCCUUCAAGCGCUGGCUGAGCCAGGACUAUCUGUUUGUAAGGGAAUUUGUUGCAUUCAUAGCAAGUGUACUGCUCAAAUGCUGCAAGCAAGAAGACAGCUCGGACAUGGAAAUCAUCCUGGGUGGAGUAGCGUCUAUCAGCGACGAGAUCUCUUGGUUCAAGAACGAAGCUACUGUAUGGGGCGUCGAUCUAGCAAGUGUUUCCCCCUUAAAAGCCAAUCUAGAGUACCACAGGUUUCUCCGGAGCUUUACUGAGCCAGAGAUUAGCUAUGCUGUUGCUGUAACUACCUUCUGGACGAUCGAAACCGUGUACCAGGACAGCUUUGGUUUCUGCAUACAAGACGGCAACAAGACGCCGCCGGAGCUCCUGGGCACCUGCCAGAGAUGGGGCAGCGCCGGGUUCAGACAGUACUGCCAGUCUCUGCAGAGCAUCGUGGAUCGUUGCUUGGCUAACGCACCGGCUGAUGCUGUCCAGAGUGCUGAAGAGGCCUUCGUCCGGGUACUCGAGCUGGAAAUUGGUUUCUGGGAUAUGAGCUCUUCUCGGUCCUAAUUACCAGCGUGUUCUCUGAGUCCAAACAUCUACGCAAAUAAUCGAACGAAAUAAAUGGUGCUUCGGGCUCAGACCCAGGUUUUCCCC
This is a messenger RNA of Zea mays, 847 nucleotides long. RefSeq names its product Bifunctional TENA2 protein (gene TENA2). Lineage: Eukaryota; Viridiplantae; Streptophyta; Magnoliopsida; Poales; Poaceae. Gene Ontology annotation, cellular component: cytosol. The record is from RefSeq and is marked validated.